UUCCAAAAUGGCUGCUCCCAUGGAGUUAUAUUGUUGGAAAGGCGACUAUGGUUUACCGUCGGUCGAUGUGGAUUGUUUAACUGUGCUGGCCUAUGCCAGGUUUGCAGGUGCUCCACUCAAAGUUCACAAAAUUACCAACCCAUGGAGAAGCCCGACAGGUCAGCUGCCUGCACUGAAGACGAGAGAAGAAGGCAGUUUAUCACAGCCGAGUAAGAUCAUCAUCCAGCUUAGGAAGCAGAAAUAUAACGCUGAUUACGAUCUCUCGGCUAAAGAGGGCGCGGACACGCUCGCCUUCGUCUCCUUACUGGAGGAGAAGCUGCUGCCUGCUCUGAUUUACACACAGUGGGUCGACGCUAAAAAUUACGUCGACGUGACGCGGCGCUGGUACGCUGAAAACACCCCAUUCCCACUCAACUUCCUGCUGCCCAACCGCAUGCAUUCAAGGCAGAUAGAGAGGCUGAGGCUGAUCAGAGGAGACGCCAUACUGGAACCUGAGGAGCAGCUGGAGAAAGAGCUUUACCAGGAUGCGUUUGAGUGCAUGACUCUCCUCUCACAGAGACUCGGCUCACACAAGUUCUUCUUCGGAGACUCCCCCUCCUCACUGGAUGCGUAUGUGUUUGGUCACCUCGCGCCUCUACUCAAGAUUAAACUCCCCAACGCAAAACUCCAGCAGCACCUGAACUCCUUAGAGAACCUGCAGCAGUUCUGCACCAACAUCCUGCUGCUUUAUUUCCCCUCAGACUGCCGAGAACCUCAGAGCAGAAAAGCCACCGUUCACUCCGACGGCGGCGACUUUGAUAACGAGCCGCACAAACGCCGUAAUCAGAUCCUGUCUGUGUUGUUUGCCGUGGCGGCCAUGUUGGGUUACGCCGUCCUCAGUGGCAUCGUCACCAUCCAGCGCUCAGGAUCACAGCUCGAAGCACCUCGCCAUGACCAUGCAGUCAAGGAUGAUGAUGAUGAUGAUGAAGAAGAAGAGUGAUUAAAAUCUAAAUGAAAACUGUAUAUUCUAAAUGAAUCUCCAUGAGUGCCACUAUUAAAGCAUUUGAGCUUGGUUAUUAAACAAGACACACCACUGCUGCUUAUGUUGGUGGGUUUUUGUUUGUUUGUAAAACUGAUUGUAAAUCUUUUUAGUACAAUAAAUAUUAGCAUUAUUCUUUACAGGACCAUAUUGUCCCUGUUUAACAGUGACCUGUAGUGGUGGCGUCAACGCAGCAUGGCUUUAUAUCUGACAUCUGGUUGCAAAUGCUUCUGUUUUUGGAGCAAAUGUCAGUUAUUUAUAUAUUUUUCAGGUCUCAUUAAAGCUGAUGGAUUUUUUUUUUAA
This is a messenger RNA of Neoarius graeffei (lesser salmon catfish), 1321 nucleotides long. RefSeq names its product metaxin 1b (gene mtx1b). Gene Ontology annotation, cellular component: SAM complex. NCBI's taxonomy places the organism in Eukaryota, Metazoa, Chordata, Actinopteri, Siluriformes, Ariidae. Bases 8 to 979 code for a protein of 323 amino acids. The record is from RefSeq and is a predicted model, not a curated record. The transcript has 8 exons. Gene Ontology annotation, biological process: mitochondrion organization.